AUGGCCACCGAGGCAAUCAUUCAGAGCGGGCCCACUCCCCCUUUCUCGCCCAAGACGAGCCACACCGCCUUUCUCGCAGGCGACACACUGCAGACAAUUAACGUCAGCAGCGAGCCGCCGAGGGCCCAGACGAGCGAGGAGAGCGGACAGGGAGGAGGUGGCAACUCGUCCACGGCCCUCUUCCUCGUCGCCAAAGUCCUCGCCAACCUGAGUCAGGAGACGAUCGCGCGCACCUGCCUGUCGGUCAACGCCGCGGAGCGCCUGGUCACCCCGUCCGAACCGACUCCUCCGUCGUCAGCCAACACAACCCCGGGCUCGGCCAAGCCGGACUCGCUUUCACUGGUAAUUCAGCCCGUUAUCCCUACGCAGGCUAUCGCAGAGCCGCAAGAUGCUGCCAACUACGCACCUCCGCCGAUCCAGCCGAACGGCCACGGGGAAGAAGGCUCGAGCGAUGGAAGCGAGGCGAAGCAACAGCAGCCCAAGACCCCGCAGAGUGCUAGCCCUAACCUCGUAUCGUUCAUGAACAUUGAGUCUCUGCUAAACGCCGCAUCGAACAACACCCCGAGUCUCAACUCGUCCGUCAUCAGCGAUGACAGCUCGGGCGCGGCCAGCAGCAUUUCUCCCUUUACCUCGUCCUCCGGGCUGCUGCACAGCUAUGAAGGGAGCCAAGAAGUUCCGCGGACCCCGCUGAGCCCGGACAGCCCUCUAGACGCGGCCGCACCGACCGGAAAACACGGGAAAAGACGCACGCACAUCUGCCCCUGGGAAGGCUGCGGGAAAGCCUACGGAAAGAGCUCUCACUUGAAGGCCCACAUCCGUACGCACACAGGCGAGCGACCCUACCCGUGCAGCUGGGACGGCUGCUUCAAGCGGUUUGCCCGUUCGGACGAGCUGGCCCGUCAUUUCCGGACACACACUGGCGAGAAGAGGUUUGCCUGUCCGGUGUGCGACAAACGCUUCAUGCGCUCCGACCACCUCAGCAAGCACGUGAAACGCCACGCCGCCAACCGUGCCAAGGGAAAAGACCCGCUCGCCGAUCGGAACAGAGCCGCCGCUGCUCACGCCCGAGCCGCGGGCGUUGCUGCUACCGCUCUUGCCAAUGGCAGGGGAGGUUUCACCAACGGACAACAGCAGCAACAACAACAAACACAAAACGACUCCGUCGCGGCCCAGGAGGCCGCCGAACUCAACGCCGCGGCCGUGGAAAUGCAAAUGGAAGUCGCCGAGAGUGGGGUCUACGUUACGGUCGGAGACAAAAUGCAAGCUAUUUCUGCUGCGGCCGAGCCCCACCCUUCUCUCCCGCCGUCAACGCUGGCCAUUCCUCAGCUGACUACGGAGGAGCAGCGCGUACCGAGCAUCGCGAUCAAGACGCAGCCGUCCCCGCCGCCCUCCAGCGGCCCUGCUAAUCUCCAGCUAUCCUCUAACGCUGCUGCCAGCGGAGCCAGUCCCGUUGUCGUCCCCAGCAAGCCAAAACCGCUGUGCGUUCCAGUUAGCGCCCACCACCGGGACGUGAAACCGAGCAUCGUCCACGUGCAGGCUCUGCCCAGUACUGGAACUGGCGUCACUUUCUCGGGAACCAUUCCGUUCUCGAUUGUCCCCACACUAACCACGAUUUCGUCUUCCCUUCAAGAAGCCACUACAGCCCCAAUGCCAAUUGCUUUGCCUACAAGCCACCCAACCGAGGCCUGA
Messenger RNA from Geodia barretti, 1689 nucleotides. NCBI's taxonomy places the organism in Eukaryota, Metazoa, Porifera, Demospongiae, Tetractinellida, Geodiidae. The record is from the annotation of a GenBank genome assembly.